AUCGAUAUCAAACGUACUAGUGUAUUGUUGUUUUCUUUGACUGAUUCAUUAACCGACUUUAUCAUAUAGUAUUGAUACCCACUCACCCGAUGCGUCCGAAAAAGCUAUAAAAAUGGAAAGCUCGUUCACACUCGAUGCUAUCGAUCCCGUUCUUCUGCCGUUUUUUAAAGAAACUGAUUUGAUUACGCGAAAAGGCACUGAUGGCCAAGUUACCGGAUCGAAAGCAAGAAGAGGAAAAGUAGGACGCUUUGUGGAUUUGUCGAUGGUAUUCGAAUUCGCAGGUAUGCCCGAACAAAUAUUGGUAAUUGUGGAAAUCAAGGCGCCUUCCAAGGUUGCUGACAGUAGCAGACCUGAUUUCAUAAAAAUGGCAAAUGAAAUGAAAGAUAGCAUCGAUAAUUUCAUUGAAGAAGGAUUCGAUGACGAUGAAAUUUUUGCUACUGGAAUUUUAGUGGAAGGCUUUAAAUGUACAGUUUUUGUGAUGGAUCUCAAAUACUAAGCGAUAUACCGUCUAAUGCCCCGUUGCAUUUUCUACUUGCCACAGUCACAGUACAACUUUAAUGUGCUUCCUGAAGCAUACGAAGCAAUGGUAGCAGUAAGAGUAAGUUGAAGCAGAACAUAUAUAUGAUCCAGUUUUAUCUUUCUUACUGAAAUUACUCCCCUACUCCUGCUAGCAAUGGAUGGUAUCAAAUGCAAGAAG
This is a messenger RNA of Zychaea mexicana, 697 nucleotides long. RefSeq lists its product as uncharacterized. The coding region runs from base 113 to 496 and encodes 127 amino acids. Lineage: Eukaryota; Fungi; Mucoromycota; Mucoromycetes; Mucorales; Lichtheimiaceae. The transcript is spliced from 3 exons. The record is from RefSeq and is a predicted model, not a curated record.